Messenger RNA from Schistocerca nitens (vagrant locust), 2106 nucleotides. RefSeq lists its product as uncharacterized. The transcript has 3 exons. Bases 108 to 1367 code for a protein of 419 amino acids. The record is from RefSeq and is a predicted model, not a curated record. NCBI's taxonomy places the organism in Eukaryota, Metazoa, Arthropoda, Insecta, Orthoptera, Acrididae.
GGCGCUUGUCAGUGCUGGGAGCUGCACACCCGGCAACGCACGCUAUUCGCGCCGUCUCACCUCUGCAGGAAAACUUGCACAGCCUGUGGUGAAGAGUACACAACAGCAUGGAAUCGUUCAACGAAACUCGACCACCGCCUCCAUCCUGGAUCAAUCAGGAGUUCAUAGAAUCUGUACUGAUAAAUAAAGUUGGAAAUCAAGCUUCUGUAGAUUCAAUUAAAGUACAAUACGCCUGUCCACCAGGAGCUGGCAUUACAAGUUUGUUGUUCAGAGUGACUGCUAUUCUGAAAGGCAAAGAUAAUGAACAAGAGGCUAAAAAGGAAUCACUGCUAGUGAAAACUGCUCUUGACUUUGGGCCAAUGAAGGACUUUGAGAAAAAUGACCAGGUGUUCAGAACAGAGACACAGAUGCUGCGUGAGGUGAUGCCACAGAUCCAGAAAAUGCUGGCAUCGUUGGAGGGUGAGGACUUCCGGCCGCUGACAGCUCGAUGCUACGACGGGGGUCAGCAGCCGGCACUCUUCCUUGUGCUGGAGGACCUGUCAGAGGGUGGCUUCAGGAUGGCUGAGGGGCAAAGUCUUCUGAACUACCAACACUGCAAGGCGGUCCUGCGAGCGUACGCCAGAUUGCAUGCCGCCUCGGCCUUUCUACUCGACAAACAGCCCCGGUACAAGAGCGUGUUCAAUGAGACUAUGUUCACAGACAAGCGUGCUCAGGACUAUUUCAGAGCAAUAGGGUCUAAGAUCAUGUCCGCACUGGCAGAUGAACUGAAUAAGUGUCCAGGGUAUGAAAAAUAUUCUGAAAAAUGCCGGGGAUUUAUGGACCGAUCUGCUAACAGUAUCUUCGAAGUACUUGAACGAAUGAAGGAGGAGACCAGGUUACCUGUGCUGGGCCAUGGUGACUGCUGGAAGAACAACUUUCUGUUUAAGUAUGUGGACGGUGAACUGUCAGAUGUCAGAAUUGUUGACUUUCAGGUAUCAUACGUGACCAGCCCAGCCUCGGACCUGCAGUACUUCUUGUACGCAAGCGCUAGUGAGGAGGUCCAUCGCCACCACAUGGAUGACCUUUUGGGCGACUACCACAACACGCUGGUGGACAUCCUACGGCGCCUGGGCAUGCAGGAGGAAGCUGAGGUCUUCACUCUAGAGGAGCUAAAGCGGGAAAUGGACCGCUGCCUAGUCGUAGGAUUUCUCUUCAGCAUCAUGAGCAGCUUAGCUCUGGCGACUGAAAAGUACGGUGUAGAGUUUACGAAAUUGUUCAGUGACCCAGGACACGCCGAAGAAGCUUUCGGAAAGAUCUUCAGAAAUCCUUCUUCGUUAUCCUACAUGAAAUACCUGACACCAUUUUUUGAAAGUAAAGGUAUCUUAUGAACAUUUGUAGCACGUACACCUAUUACAGUUGACAUUAUUUAACAACUUUUAAAUGGUAACUUUAGACAUCCUUUCAUCUCCCUGAAACUAUUAGCCUUGCAGCAGCAUACCUAUGCUAUUACAUGAUUAAUUAGUAUUUGCUUCUCGUGGUUUUGUAUUUAAAGAGUGAGACUACUGCUAUACUUUAUUUACAAUAAGCGUGCUGUGCGGAAUUCAACAACAUGUACAUCGACCUGGAAAACAACGUGGACUACAACAAAACAAAUCGCCAUGUGCUGGAAUUUACGUAAGCAAACACCACUAUUUUGCUUCAUAUAUAAAUAAACGCAAGCAUUUCAGCGUAUUUUCAUUACUGAAACGACUUACGAAGUGGCAUCAAAUACUGAAAUAUUUUUGUGCAAUAUGUGAGCAGACGACAUGCUGUCAGUUAAAACAACUGGUUAACUAAAAAUAUUAGAUGGACAUGGUAGCCCGAAACCGGUUAUGGCACUAAAAUAAAACAUUUAAAAAUUAUUGUGUCUGGUUGCAUCAUUCACCAACCAAAAAAAGUUAUUAUUGUAAAAGCUAUAUCAAAGAAAGUCAACAGUAAAAAUAUUUCUACUGAAACAGCUAUAUCAAAGAAUGUUAACAUAUUUUUUAAAAGUCCAUUGUGGAAAACUAUAUAUAUCUUUUCAUGCUACUAAUAUUAUUUUAAAAAGUUUGUAGGCAACAUUAUUAAACAAUAUUAGUAUAAAAAGUA